Messenger RNA from Trichoderma aggressivum f. europaeum, 819 nucleotides. RefSeq lists its product as uncharacterized. The record is from RefSeq and is a predicted model, not a curated record. Lineage: Eukaryota; Fungi; Ascomycota; Sordariomycetes; Hypocreales; Hypocreaceae. Bases 1 to 819 code for a protein of 272 amino acids. The transcript has 2 exons.
AUGACGGGCAGCGGCAGAAACUACGACCACGGCGCUAGAUUCCAACGACUUGGUCGCGACCCGAUGAGGACGGGGUACGUGCUCGUGUCGGAGGAGCGGGAGUCGGGGUCCGAGUAUUCGGGCUCGACGUGCUGCUGCUCGAGCUGUGCGUCGAGCUGCUCUAGCUCUGAGAGCAGCGGUGAAGACGACGACGACGACGAUGAUGAUGCGUGCCUGAGCGAUUGCUCGGCGUGUUGGGCGAGGCGAGAUGCGUUGUUGCGUAGGGGGAGGGCGGAGUAUGUGGGAGGGGGUCGUAGGGCUGAGGAGAGAGAUCUUCGGCGAGAUUACCGUCAUCAUCAUCACCGCCACGGACAGCACAGACGCGGCGAAACCCGGCAGCAAGGCAACGGCAUUUCGUCUCGAAACAACACAAACACAAACAACAACAACAACAACAACACCACGGCAACGCCCGCUGCUUAUCGCAGCCUCACGGAGCGCAUCGUGGCCACGACCAGAAGGCUUCACCAGGAGGAAGAAAACCUCCGCCAUUUUCGAUCGUGGAUCCGCGUGCUGGAAGACGUCCAGCGCCGGUCACAGUCACGCGUAUUCCGGAGCAACAGCAACAGCAACGCUGCCACUUCUACUCAUGCCGCGGUUGGCCAGGGCUCUUCUUCAUCUGCGGCAGCGGCAGCUGGGAGAGUUCCGCCUCGCGCGGGUGCGGGCCAAGAGGCGCCGACGAGACGGACUCAUCAUGUGUACUCGUAUCCGCGGGCAGCUCGCGGAUACUUCAUGUCCGGGGGCCGAAGCAUUUCGAGUAACCGCCGAAGGAGACUGUGA